GCCGUGAUUCCCACGCCCUCGGCUUCGAGCACAUCGCCAGCCGAAGCAUUCAGGCCCCAGACCGAGUCGGCGGAGCACGCCGACCGAGAUGCCGAGGAGGCGCCACAAGAGUCGCCUGCCGUAGAGCCGCCGACAGCAGCUGCGUCGCAAGAGGCUGGUGAGAACACCAGCAGCAUGGUUGCACAUGAAUGCCCUGAAUUCCUUGCUGACAACAAUGCUGUCGCUAACGCAGGCAGCGGCGGCUUCCAAGCCUCCGACGAGCCCAUGGCACGCAGGCCUGAGAACUUGGAGAAGAAGGCUGACCCGGCGGAAGAGGAGGCGGUGAUUGCCACGCCCUCGGCUUCGAGCACAUCGCCAGCCGAAGCAUCCAGGCCCCAGACCGAGUCGGCGGAGCACGCCGACCGAGAUGCCGAGGAGGCCACACCGCAUUGA
Molecule: messenger RNA, 432 nt
Organism: Symbiodinium necroappetens
Lineage: Eukaryota; Dinophyceae; Suessiales; Symbiodiniaceae
Source: the annotation of a GenBank genome assembly